Cylicocyclus nassatus is the source of this 3203-nucleotide messenger RNA. NCBI's taxonomy places the organism in Eukaryota, Metazoa, Nematoda, Chromadorea, Rhabditida, Strongylidae. The record is from the annotation of a GenBank genome assembly.
AUGAACGCCUGCUACGAUAAGACAGCCAAUCAAACAAGUGCUUACGAGAUCCUGUCGUGUGCUUGUCAUGUCCAACGCGAGAACUUGUGUUAUAUCAAGGCAGUCGAUCUAUAUGUGUUUACGAGUGUCACGAUGCGCCACCUCCAAGCCGCCAAUCCAGUUGAACAAAGAGUACUAGCCAUGAAUGGUAAGAUACAGGGCGCAGGUAGGGCGGGGCCAUCCUCACGGCUCAAUAGCAGCGUCCCCCCCCCCCCUUCCAGAAGUAUGGCGCAUCCUCCGGAAUUUUCCCACAUGAACCAUCAACUUGGCUGCCUUUCGAUCUCGCCUGCUUUACAAAUGGCUGAACCACAGUGGUCGAACGGUUUCAAUCCGAAUGUGUGGAAUGGAGUGGCAGCUGGUCGUGUCGAUCAUUCGGUCAGCAAGCCAAUCAUGGUAGCUAACGCUAACAACGCUAGUCAAGCCGCUUCACCGCAUUCGGAAUCUUAUGGGCCGGGCGUGCUACAAAUGGUUGUCGACAAUGUACUGAGUGGAUCGCCGGCAUCGGUCAAUGCGAAAUUUGGUCCCCCAAGUACAAGAGGAGAGGUGUCACUGCGCAUCAUCGAAGGAAAAAACGAAGAGAAAAGAAACGACAAUGGACCUGUGGGCCUACCUAUUCCAUACGGAAUGCCCAUGUUCAAUCCUCAGGGUGUGGAAGCACAAGGUGGAACACCAGAUUUCCAGAUGGCGCCGUUUCUGUUCCAAGGUGGUCAUGUCAUUGGUGGAAAUACAACGAUGCCAUUCGGCUCUGGUUCUCCAGCUGCACCGGGAUUUGGUUAUGGAGCCUGGAGUGGGAUGUACCCACCACACCAAGCGCCGACAACAUCAACGAGCGAUGAUUGCUUGAAGAAGGGUGGAGGUUUUCCAGGAAUGCCUAUCGGAGGUCCAGGAACGGUUUCAACGAAUAUGUUCUCCACAUCACCCCCAUUUCCAUAUCAGAAUCCUAUGCUGGGCGUUACAAAUAGUCUGUCGAACUUAUCGAUUGGUGGACAGCAGAUCACGAGCCCUCUACGUCCGGAUCAGCCCUUCCCUGGUCAGUCCAAUGCGUUACCGAAUUUGACGGCUCCUCACAUGAUGUAUAUGCAGUACAACCAGUCCAAUCCGCAAACUCCCACACUUGGCAACAGUCCAACAUUCUUUGGAAGUGCAAUGAAUGGUAUACAGAAUAUGAGUUUGGCACCGGGAAGCGCUUUGACGGGUUACGGUGCUUCUCGUGCACCUUUCUUCAAUCCACAGCCUCAACCAAACAAUGUGCCAGCGUUCAAUGGUAUGCAUCAGAGAAGACUUAUGGAUGAAGCUGGACCGAGAGUACCGGGAAAUCGCAGUCAUAUACUUGAGGACUUCCGUAAUAAUCGAACUCCUCCACUCCAAAUCACUGACAUUCUAUCGCAUGUGGUGGAGUUUGCUAAAGAUCAGCAUGGAUCCAGGUUCAUCCAGCAAAAACUUGAACGAGCGUCUGUCAAAGAGAAGCAACUGUUGUUCGAGGAAGUACUGGCAAAUGCUCAUGCGUUGAUGGUAGAUGUGUUUGGGAACUAUGUCAUCCAGAAGUUCUUCGAAUUUGGCACACCGGAACAAAAAGCGGCUUUGGGACGUUCUUUGAAGGGUAAUGUGAUGAAUCUGGCGCUCCAAAUGUACGGAUGCCGGGUGAUCCAGAAGGCUAUGGAGUCUAUCGAUGAGUCAUUGCAGCUAGAGAUACUCAAAGAAAUGGAGGGACAUGUGCUGAAGUGCGUCAAGGAUCAGAAUGGAAAUCAUGUUGUCCAGAAGGUCAUUGAGAAAGUCAAGCCGGAACGUCUUCAGUUCAUCAUCAACACGUUCACUAAGAAUGGACCCGACACGAUCACACAACUAUCAAUGCAUCCGUAUGGGUGUAGAGUCAUUCAAAGAGUGUUGGAGCACUGCUCGGAAGAACAGAAGCGGCCUGUACUAGAAGCACUGCAUGCGAAUAUGAGUACAUUGAUCGUUGACCAGUAUGGUAAUUAUGUGGUCCAGCAUGUCAUUGAACACGGCAGCAAUCAAGACAGAGAUAGAAUUGUGCAAGAGGUGGCAGGCAAUGUUUUGCGUUAUGCGCAACAUAAGUUUGCCUCGAAUGUCAUUGAGAAAUGCCUAAUAUGUGCUGGAAGUCAUCACAAAACGCUUCUUAUUGAUGAAGUCUGUGGCACGCCGAAUGACCCACAACCACCCAUUUUGCUUAUGAUGAAAGACCAGUUUGCAAACUACGUUGUACAGAAGAUGUUAGACAUCGCAGAUCCGGUGUAUCGUAAAAAGAUGAUGUAUGCGAUAAAACCACAUAUCCCGGUACUGCGCAAAUAUAGCUACGGAAAACAUAUAAUCACCAAACUCGAGAAAUACUUCCAAAAACAACAGUACAAUCAUGCACAGCACCAGCAUCCACAGUACGACAUGGCCGGAAUGCAGGUCGCAAAUGUUAAUCCCGCAGUGAUGUAGAGAGGCGAGCGGUGUUUCCCUUGGCGUUUACCUUCCUUUUUUUCUUUUCGUCCGUGUUGGCUGUAAUCGCAGUGAAAACUGCUCGGAUUACAAAAAUAUCGGUUUCUUUUAGCUCCACACUACCACAGAUGUGUAUUUUUUGAUUUUUUGCAGUGCUCAGCGACAGAAUUUCUAUCGCUUUUUCGUUUUAUCCACAGGUGUUAGUAGAGUCAUAUUUGUAUAAACUCCACGUUCAUAUAUAGCGAAGUGAACCGGAAUGGGUUCUCGUUAUCCCCCGUCAGCCACUCGCCCUAAGCACUGUCGAUCAAAGCGACAUGUAUGAUGAUUAUGUAAAGUUGAGUUGCGAAAAUUGUGUAUCUUCUUGUAUUCAUCUGUUCACACGUUUUGCUAAUCUUGUUAACUUGACCGUUUGUUUAUAUCAUAGAUUUGUUUGUAAUUAAGAUUGAUUAAGAAAGCUCUUCUUUACUGAAUAUAUUAGUGUUACCACUAUAUAGCGAUGCUUAGCCAGUAAUGAUGGCACAGUAUUCUGAUCUACAGAAAUCCAUAGCAAGCCUGUGCACAGCGCACGCAUAUGUGCAUGCCAAGGCGCUAAUUGGUUUUAGUUUCUCCAUAUCUUUCUCUAUUUUUUUUUCGUUUUGCGUGUUGGCUAGGGCACGUGGUUGUAUCAACCUUGUUGUGUUAUUACUUGUUACAUUGCUAGCGCAUAAAAAUCGUACCGUCUU